UUAUGAGUUCAGCAACAAGUCCACUAUCGCCCCCUCCUAGGGCUACAAGUGCACCCAUUUCUACACUUAAUUUAAAUUCCUUUUCUGAUUCGACUUCGGAAAGUUUGUCGAUUAAUUUUGCGAGAAAUAAAAAGGCACAAAUGGCAGCUAGAGCUUUGUUUGAAUUAGUGCAUAAUUAUGGGGAUAAUUUGAGAGAGGGUUGGAAAAACGUGUUGGAUUGUUUAAUAUAUUUAUUACGUGCCAAUUUACUUCCACCAAAAUUAUUGGAAUUGGAAGAUUUUGUGGAUAUUAGAGGAAUUGUGACAAUUAAAGAAAAGUUUAAACGUCCACAGAUUUUGCCUAAAAAAGAGGAGAGCGGACUGUUUAGUUGGUUGGGGUUAAGUGUUUCUUCAAUUUCUAGUGAAACUGAUUUAAAUAAAAAACAAAUAAAUGAAGAAGAACAACAAUUAUGCAAUGCAGCAAUUUCAUUAAUUUCUGAAUGCCAUCCAGAACAAUUAAUAACCGACAGUCGUUACUUAACCACUUCGGCAUUUACUGAAUUAAUAAAUAAUAUCAUCCAUUGUUCUUUUGCUAUAGCCCCGAUUCAAUCAAAAACACAACAAGUUGAGUUAAAUAAUGAACAAAUUGUUCAAAAUUAUGAAAGUCAGGGAAGUCAAAGCCAAGGUGCUUUUUUAAAUUUUUUUUUGUGA
Meloidogyne enterolobii is the source of this 689-nucleotide messenger RNA. NCBI's taxonomy places the organism in Eukaryota, Metazoa, Nematoda, Chromadorea, Rhabditida, Meloidogynidae. The record is from the annotation of a GenBank genome assembly.